AUGCUGAUGCGAGACUUCAUCGAGGACAGCUUAUACAAUCCUCACUAUGGAUAUUUCAGCAAGAAUGUCACCAUCUUCUCGCCUGGAGCACCGUUCGACUACAACAGCAUACGAGAUGAACCGGAGUUCUAUCGAUUGCUUGGCGAGCGCUACACCCAAUUCGAAGACCAGCUGGACAAGAAAGAGUAUAAUGAAGCAAGGCAGUUAUGGCACACACCCACAGAACUGUUCAGACCAUAUUAUGGAGAGGCCAUAGCAAGGUACAUGGUGGCAAACUACAAGCUCACCUUGUAUCCUUACCACGACUUGGUAAUAUAUGAGAUCGGCGCUGGAAACGGUACACUCAUGUUGAACAUUCUGGACUACAUACGGCACACAGACCCAGAAGUGUACGCCAGGACGCAAUUCAAAAUUAUAGAAGUCUCGCAUGCACUUGCCAACUUGCAAGCGCAGAAACUGAAAUCGACUACUUCAGCGCGUGGACAUGAGGGCAAGGUCGAAAUUAUCAAUAAAUCCGUGUUUGACUGGGACCUGUACGUGCCUACGCCGUGCUUCUUCUUGGCCAUGGAAGUCUUUGACAACUUCGCACAUGACGUGCUGCGGUAUGACCCGUUCACGGAAGAAGUCAUGCAAGGUUCGGUGCUUAUCGACGGCGAAGGCGACUUCUACGAGUUCUAUAGCCGCACCUUGGAUCCAGUCGUGCAACGCUUCCUUCGAGUGCGAGACGCAGCAUGCCAGGAUAGGAACUAUCCAAAUCCACUGCGAAAGUCGAAACUACUACGAUCGUUACGACAUCAGAUGCCGCUCGCGCCAAAUCUGACGUUGCCGGAGUACAUUCCGACACGAUUGAUGCAAUUCUUCUCCAUUUUGGCCAAUAAGUUUCCAGCACAUCGACUCAUCACAUCAGACUUCCACAGUCUGCCGCAAGCUACUGCUGGAUAUAAUGCGCCAGUGGUGCAGACAAGAUAUGAGAGGAGGACCGUACCUGUUCGGACGCCGCUCGUACAGCAGGGGUAUUUCGACAUAUUGUUUCCAAGUGAUUUUGGCGUAAUGGAGGACAUAUAUCGCGCCACCACAGGACGGUUGACGAGAGUCAUGUCGCACGAGGAAUUCUUUCAGAGAUGGGCAUAUCUUGAGGACACGCAGAUGCGGAGCGGAGAGAACCCUUUGCUCAGCUGGUAUAAAAAUGCUAGCGUUAUGGUGACUGUGUAG
Pseudocercospora fijiensis CIRAD86 is the source of this 1212-nucleotide messenger RNA. RefSeq lists its product as uncharacterized. The coding region runs from base 1 to 1212 and encodes 403 amino acids. Gene Ontology annotation, cellular component: mitochondrion. Gene Ontology annotation, molecular function: protein-arginine omega-N symmetric methyltransferase activity. The record is from RefSeq and is a predicted model, not a curated record. The transcript has a single exon. Lineage: Eukaryota; Fungi; Ascomycota; Dothideomycetes; Mycosphaerellales; Mycosphaerellaceae.